GUACUCACGUGGGAGGUACUGUAUUGCACCAUUACAAAAUGGCGUGGAAUGGUAUCUUCAAAGAAGCUGCUACGACAGGAAAACGAGAGCUGACCGUAAAGAAGCAGGCUUUCAGCGACGAAGAUGCAACUGCUAUUGAAACCUGGAAUGAUGAGACGUUGUUUAAAGUGAGAGGCCUGAAUCAUCUUCGUUUAAUGGGGUUCUCUAGUAUGACAAGCUUCAGUCCACAAAUAUCUCAAUUGAAUUCUCUUUUGGAACUCAUUCUAACUAAUAAUGGACUAGAGUCUCUACCAGAAGAAAUAGGUUCAUUAACACGUCUCCGACUAUUAGAUGCAUCUCAUAACCAGCUAAAGCUGCUCCCUCAAUCUUUUUAUAGUCUUUCUUCACUGCAGAAGCUCUUGCUUGCUCACAAUCAAUUGUGCAACGAUUCAUUUCCACCUCAAUCUGCUGGUUCAGGCUCACCACCUUUUCCUAGUCUGCAGUACAUUGAUAUGUCACACAACGAAAUGGAGGAACUGCCAGAGUUUGUCUAUCAGUCUGUGAGUGUUCUGGAAUUGUUAUCUCCUCAUAAUAAGAUCCAGUCUCUCUUGAGUGACGUAUCAAAUUUAUCAAAUUUGAAAACACUUGAUUUGACUCAUAACUCGAUCAUAUUUUUACCGGCAGAGUUAUCGCAGUGUGCAAAACUGAGAUUCAUUUCUUUUGAUGACAAUCAAAUACAGGACAGGAGGCUAGUUAAAAUAUUGAACCAGUUUGGAGAGACUAAACCAAAAGCUGUUCUCGACUACCUCACAUCAUCCAAGACAGGUAAAGGAGGAGGAGGGAAAGGGAAAAAGAAAAAGGGAGGAGCCUCAGUUGAAGAUACUCCUAGCGAGAUAGUCCAUGCAAGAUAUAUCAUUAAGAUAGUGAGACCAGAGCAGUAUGUGAUGAUUAAAUCAAUGAAUGCUGCUAGACAAGUCAGACCUUACCUUGUAUGUGCUGUUAUUAGAAACUUGGCACUGGAUGAAGAUGGAGCAUUAAGAGCUUUCAUUACAUUGCAGACUAAACUACAUGAAACAGUUUGUAAGAAGAGACGUCUGGCUACUAUAGCAACCCAUUCACUCUCAUCUCUGUCUCUACCUCUCUCAUAUCAAUGUCGCUCUCCUGAUAGGAUCAAACUCCAACCACUUGACUGGGACAAAGAAGUAACUGUGAGACAAUUCAUUUCUCAUUUGAAAAGCAACAAACCAGAUAGAGCCAGAGAAGGCAGCAAGCCUUAUAGUGUUGAUGUAUCAGCCGCUCAUCUUAGCAAAUUCCUUCCAUUGGUUGAUUCAAAUCUAAUGGUAUACUUAUCUGAUAGCAGUGGAACUGUGUUCUCUCUACCUCCUCUAACUAAUUCAGAACCUUCAAAAAUUACAGAGGCUACUAGAGAUGUCCUUGUUGAAGUGACUUCGUCAACUUCACUAAGUGAUGCCAAGCAGGCCAUGAGUGCUUUAUUGUUGGAAAUGAUUGAUAAUGGUUUGCAUUCCGUAUCAACAGAUGUAGAGGAAGCAGCUACUCCAAAAGGUCCCCCACAGUUGAUUGUUGAACAAACUAAAGUGAUCGAUGAAGCUGAUAAAUUAUUAGUCAUGUAUCCAGCUAGGCCUGAUCUUAUACUGGAUAGUGCUACUAAGAUUGAUGUUAUGAGACCAGUAUAAGUGAUUACAUGAUUAUUAUUCUCCUUAAUAAUUAUAAUAAUUUUUUUGUUAAUAAUAAUAAUAUUAUUAUAGAACUUGAAGUAAUAUUGUUGUGUUUAUGAUCUACACUAAUGUA
Amphimedon queenslandica is the source of this 1788-nucleotide messenger RNA. RefSeq names its product leucine-rich repeat-containing protein 47-like. Gene Ontology annotation, molecular function: protein binding; phenylalanine-tRNA ligase activity; RNA binding. The transcript has 5 exons. Gene Ontology annotation, biological process: phenylalanyl-tRNA aminoacylation. The record is from RefSeq and is a predicted model, not a curated record. NCBI's taxonomy places the organism in Eukaryota, Metazoa, Porifera, Demospongiae, Haplosclerida, Niphatidae. Bases 39 to 1673 code for a protein of 544 amino acids.